AAGCUCUCUCGCUAUGGCAAAGGAUUGUUCUGAAGCUGUUUUAAUCAUGAUGUGGCACAGUGGAAUUCUUUACUGACUUAUAUUUAGGCGGCUGCUUGGACUUUUGCUGCUCUGUGGAAAGCCUUUGCCUAGGAGAACAACCCACGAAUUUGAUUAAGCCAGUUCAGCUCAUCUUUUCUUUUCUUUUCCUUUCAAUCCUACCUACUGAGGAGGUUGGGGUGAAAGAUCCUUUCAUUCAUACUUGACUCUGUUCUUCGAAAUGCCGUUUUGCUGUCUUUUCCUCUCACCGGGUGUGGAUUGAGCUCCUUUUUGUAGUAAAAAUAAGUGCAGCCUCCAACAUCUUCACUCUAGAAAAUCAGCUAACUUUUGAGUAACUCCCUUCAAUCUUCAUAUUCUGAUUAUAUCUACUGUGCUAAAAUGGCACAAAAGAGUGAAUACAGCCCAUUGACUGGAUGGAUACAUUGGUUUUCUAUAUACUAAAUGCAUACAACUUGCUAAAUGUGUGCUCGGAAUAAUUCUAACUGGACUAGCCUGUGGUAUGUCUGGCUGAUUCUACUGACAGUGUUCAUGCUCCUGCUAUGUGGCAUCACAGCGAGCUGCGUGAAGUUCUGCUGCCGGAAGAAGAGACCCCCAGUUCAAACCUUCCCUAGACGCCCCUAUGAUAUGACAGUCAUUGCCGUUGAUGGCGAUAGCACCGCCCACAGCACUGUGACCUCGUACAGCUCUUUCCAGUACCCCCAGAGCGCUCCACUUCCACUUCCAUUUGGGGAUAUGGAUAGGAGCACCAUGUCUCCCCCAGCCUACAGCCUCUAUGCAAUGGAGUUGCCACCCUCAUAUGAUGAGGCCAUCAAAAUGGCUAAGCCCUACAUCGAGACAGUGUUGGUGGGCCAGAAGCUCAAUGACAUCCUUGAGCCGGUGGCACCAGAAGAGCCAAAUCAGCAUCAAGGUUCAUCUGCUCCUGUGGCCAGUGAACCGGAGACACAGCCAAGUUCAGAAGAACCACAAGUUGAAGCACAAGGCCAACCUCAGCUCUAGCCCAUUUAGAGGGAAGAUAGAGCAAUACAAGGACCUUGAGAUGUACUAAAGACAUUAAAAGUUUGAUCUUAUAUGCAAGUAACCAUGGGAAGAUGCCUAAUCUGAGGUCCCUAGCAAUGAUCUGUCAUGUGGGAGGAAUGUUUCCUGCAAUUGCAGUAAUCUUUUGUUGACGCUUCUAGGGUAUUAAAUGAAAUAGGAGGACAGCAGUUUAAAAAUACCCUGUAUGGGUGAUACAUGGAUGCUAGCUUGUGUCCUGCCAAUGAAAAAUAAUCCCUUGUACUGAUAUAGCAAUGAAAAGGGCAGGGGCAUGGUUCUGCGAUAGCGACACCUUCAUUAGAUGCCAGAAUGACGCAAACAGUGCAUUGUUCCUGAACAGAAGAUGGAGGUUUCCCAAACUUGAGACAGAAAUGGAGUCUUGAGCAAGUGCAAAUUCAAGAGCUUCUAUAGCUUGUCUCUUCUUUUGAGAAGGUUAACUGUCCAGCAAAUUGCUGAAGCACUGAACUCGUUGCUACGUAACGGUGAAUGUUCUUUAAACUGAAGGAAAAUGGCACCCCAGGACUCUACUAUAGUUCAUGAAUUGAAAUGCACAUUGUUAUUUCCACAGUGAUGGGGAGAGACAAGGGAAAAGACAUUUAGGAGACCCGAAUCAUUAAAAAAACCCAUCAUUGUCAGUUACAGUGCAAAUUAGCCUCCAGGAGAAACUUCUGUACAUGGUUUGGUAUUAUUAAAAUAUUUCAAGUAUUCAUGCUUUUUGCUGACUGAACCCAAUGGGUUUGAAAAACUAAAUGAUCUGGUAAACAUUGAAUGCCUUGUCAGCACAAAAAGUCGGUAGUAUGAAUUUCAGAAAAAGUUAAAAGUUAAAACUGCAGCGCUUGACCUUAUGGGAUUUUUAUUUUAUAUUUCAUUGAUUUUUUUUUUUAAACUAUAAAUAAAAUUUUAACCUUUUAAAGCAAA
Malaclemys terrapin pileata is the source of this 1989-nucleotide messenger RNA. It is a transcript of the gene TMEM52, whose product is annotated as transmembrane protein 52. Lineage: Eukaryota; Metazoa; Chordata; Testudines; Emydidae. The record is from RefSeq and is a predicted model, not a curated record. The coding region runs from base 499 to 1035 and encodes 178 amino acids. The transcript has 4 exons.